Molecule: messenger RNA, 1165 nt
Organism: Triticum aestivum (bread wheat)
Lineage: Eukaryota; Viridiplantae; Streptophyta; Magnoliopsida; Poales; Poaceae
Exons: 2
Coding region: 29-892 (287 amino acids)
Source: RefSeq, a predicted model, not a curated record
UUAAACCCAGCCGCAGAAGGAGAAAUCAAUGGAACGCACUGUCCCAUCGAUGAUGGCUGGCAGAGCAACCUCGUCCGACGACCCUGACGACGGCUGUACGAUUGAAGAGAAGAGCGGCGGCGCGGAAGCGGUGGCGGCGGCGGCGUCGUCGUCGAUGCCUCUGCCUCUGCCUCUGCCUCCGCGCCGGCCCAGAGUAGCCUUCCUCGCCAGCGGGGGUCCCGCGGACGGCGUACGACGCGCCGACGUCAUGGAGUACUACACGCAUCGCGAUGGAUCCAUCUACAGAUGCACUGAUUACUUGUCCAAACUUUACCGUGUCCGCGAUACCAGCGAGACUAGGAUGGAGCCAAUGAUGAGGUCGGAGCCAUCAGACUCUUGCUCGCCGAACUGGAGGGCUUGUGAAAGACAUACCCAUUGCACCAUGAUGCAAAUAUUUUCGCUCAAGCUGGCAUAUCCUCCUUGUGAUGGUGACCCAGUUCAGGUGUACGGAUUCAUGGCUGUCCGUGACACUCGGGACCAUCUUCGUAACUACAUCUUCAACCGCACAAGAGACGACCCUUUCAUCGUGGAACACGAGGACGGAUUUAUACAGUUGUCCGGAUCCAAGAGAGGCAUCUGGUGGUAUGACAAGCAGCUGGUUGAGUUCGACAUGAGGAUCAAGAGAGAGGAGGACGAAGCAGACGAUCUGCAGCUCGUCGAUGGCGGCGUCUGGUUCUACGACGGCUGCUCGCCACACGCCAGAGUGCUCACGCAACGCAUCGACGGUGACUAUGGCUCGGUGGACAUAAGCUACGCGCUCCUGCAGCUAGCGAUGGAGGCCACGGUGCAGAUUGCGGUGUCGGAGCUGGACAGAGACAUAAGCCUUGCUUGUCAGAGCGUUUUACGUCAGUGAUCUCUUGCACCAGGGGAUGCAGCUGUUCGAUGGCGUUAUCCCUGCUGAUGCUGCUGGUGGUAGGUAUGAGCUAGAUAAGUAUGUGGCCGCUGCUUCCCGAAGUACCAAGUUGGCUCUGUAAAUGAGGAUCCGUUCUUUGGAAGAUGAUGAUGAUGAUGCUUGGAGAUACUGUCUCAGCCCAGCCAGUACGCAUGGAACUGACGACUUCAGUUUCACGCUCGGUUUCGCGACCAUUGAUGUGAAGAUCUCUUGGUCGACAUUGGAGUAAACACA